Messenger RNA from Apis florea (little honeybee), 1643 nucleotides. RefSeq lists its product as uncharacterized. Gene Ontology annotation, molecular function: transcription coactivator activity; RNA polymerase II general transcription initiation factor activity; protein heterodimerization activity. The record is from RefSeq and is a predicted model, not a curated record. Gene Ontology annotation, biological process: transcription initiation at RNA polymerase II promoter; RNA polymerase II preinitiation complex assembly. NCBI's taxonomy places the organism in Eukaryota, Metazoa, Arthropoda, Insecta, Hymenoptera, Apidae. Gene Ontology annotation, cellular component: SLIK (SAGA-like) complex; SAGA complex; transcription factor TFIID complex.
UGUGUGGUACAAUUUUCAUUUUGUCAGCCAUAUUGUUUUAAAACCAUUGUAAAUGAAAAAUUUAUAUUUUGUAAUUCGAAAUCAUGAAAGAAAUGUUAACAAAUCAAACUGGUUCAGGAUAUAAUAAUUCUUUCAUUAAUAAUAAUAAUAAUAAUGGAGAUUCCAAUAAUACAACUGAUAAUACAAGGAGAUAUGCUGUUCUUAGUACAGAUUGGAUAUCUUCAAUUGGAGAAGAACUUGGAAUGUAUCCCUUGCCAGAUUCUUUAUUAAAAAGACUUGCAGAAGAUGCCUCAUAUCGACUUAGAGAAGUUUUAUAUAAAUGCGUAACAAGAUUGAAACAUAGUAAAAGAAAACGUUUAACAUCUACUGAUGUAAAUGCUGUAAUUACUAAUUUAUGUGAUGUAGAUCCAAUAUUAGGUGCACCAGAAUCUAUGCCAGAAUAUCAUACUGAAGCAAAAGUUUUUGUUCCUAAUGAACGUAUUGUUAAUUUAGUACAAAAAGUAAAUGAUCCAUUUAAUAUAUCACAGAACAAUGUACCUUUUAUUCAAGAAUCUGAAAUAUGUGAUAUAAGACUUACAGAAACACGAAAUAAUUAUGCAAAACGUGCAUUAAAAACAUUAUUCAAUGGAUCUCAAAAAACAUUUCAGGUUUUAAUUAAUGAUUGUUCCACUAAUGCUUAUUUGAGUGGAGAAGGUGUAGUAGACAAAUUAAUGUCUAUUGCUAGAUUUAUAAUAAUUUCAAAUAAUGUACAAUACACAAGAGUAUCCACAAGGACAUGUCAACUUAUUAUUGCAAUUGCAAGCAAUGCUGAAGCUAUUUAUCCAUAUCAUUUAACUUCGGUCAACAAAUUAACUGAAUUGCUAUUGGAAUUACUUUUAGGGCAGAAUUUUAUAAAUCCAAAUCUUGAAGCACUUUUAAAAACAUGCAUAUUAAAAUUAAUGCUUCGAUGGCCUUCUACUGCUGAUAAAUACAUCCCCACACUGGAGAAUGUGCUUUUAAAAGAAGAAAAAGAAAAUAUAGAUAGUAGUAAGAAAAGAAUAAUAGCUAUGGAACUACUGGCUAGUGUUCAACCUUUAAUACUUUUUCAACAAGAAUUACAAUCUCCACUUUCAGUGCAUUCUGUUUUAAAAUUUGCCUUACCUAGUUCUAUUUUAUGGCAAAAAAUAGCUCUUACUAUUUGUGCUCUUUUAAAAUCACAAGCUCACACUAUAGACAUUGAAGUUUUCAUGGAACAUUAUGGAGAUUCUUUAUUACCAUAUUUACCAUUUCAAUAUAAGAGUACAAUAAAUGAAAAUAACAAGCCUGCUUCUCUUCCUAUUACUAUCAAAAGUAAGAUAAAAUAUGUUAAUGUUAGGCCAGUAAUAAGUAAUCGACUAUUAUGGGAUCGACAAACAGCAUUUCCUGAUUCUACAUUGCGAGGUCCACGUCGAGAAAUAAGAUUUGCAUUCGCUGGUGGACGACCGGUACCUCCGAGUAAUUUAAGACGUGUUAGUUUAAGAGCAAAUUAUCAAAUUUUAAGAAGCGAAUUACAAGCAACACUUGCUCUUGUAGCUUCACGAAGAUUAUUAGUACUUAAAGAAAAAAAAAGGCCUUUUAAUACUUACAACUUAUUGUAUAGUUAUUUAUAAAUUUAAACAUGGAUA